Molecule: messenger RNA, 1749 nt
Organism: Trypanosoma theileri
Lineage: Eukaryota; Euglenozoa; Kinetoplastea; Trypanosomatida; Trypanosomatidae
Product: putative transmembrane protein 184A
Exons: 1
Coding region: 1-1749 (582 amino acids)
Biological process (GO): transport
Molecular function (GO): transporter activity
Source: RefSeq, a predicted model, not a curated record
AUGAGGACUACCACUUCAUCUGAACCCUAUGCCAAUGGAGAGAAAGAGGAAGAAGAAGAAAAGAAGAAGCAACAACAUUCUCGUCUGGUUUCAUCUUCAGAAGAAAAAAUACCAUAUGGAUUUAAUGAUGUACAGUAUUCACCCAUAUCUUCAUAUAAUAAUGAUGAAGAAAAAAAACAGCAAAAAGAAAAGAAUAUCAAAGAUUUUUUUGGUAAAGAUAAAGAUGGACGUGUUACUCCACUUCGCCGGCCCCAAAUUGUUGAUCGUCUACAUUUGAUGUUUUUUCUAGUGUCUAUACCGGCAUUAUUAAUUAUGAUUGCACUCUUUAUAGUAUUAUAUGUUCGAGAUGAUGUAAAUGCAUAUGUGGCAUUGUGUUCUAUUAGUGGUGUGGCUUGUUUUACUGCAGUAGGAAUGACAUGUUUACUUAUUUUAUGUCAUUUAACCGCUUACACAUGCCCUUCUCAACAACGUUUGAUUUUUCGUAUAGUUUUACUUGUUCCUGUAUAUGCAUUGGAUUCUUUUAUUGCACUUCUUUUCUAUCCGGUAUCCUCUAUUGUUGCGGUGGUACGGGAUACAUAUGAGGCUUAUGUGAUUUAUCAAUUUUAUUUUUUACUCAUGGAAUACCUGGAAGGUGAGGAACGGGUCCUGCAACUAUGGAAGUGUUUUGGUACUGGAGAUAAUUACAUUGAAGUAGAAGAUCUUGAUGACCCACUACCAUCUAAUACAAAGGAUGAAAUACAUAUGGACCAUCCAUUGCGGAGAUGUAAUGCCCUAGCAUCAUCCAUACAUGGAAAUAGUGUUUCCUCCCCUUCUCAUCCAGUAAUCGUAAAGAAGAAGAAGAAGACGUCAUCUCAAUCGGUGAGGGAAUUAGAAACACCACUAUUGCCAGAGGGAAAAGAAGAAAAAGAAGAAAAAAGAGAGGAGGAAGUACGAAUACCAAAGGAGGUGGAGAAGGAAGGGUCGAUGCCACGUGAAGGUACAACAUAUGUGAUGCAUCAUAUUUUCCCUUUCAAUUUUAUUUUUUCACCUAUUCCACUGGAUGAAAAUACAUUAUAUCUAUGGAAGUUGUUUUUAACGCAGUAUGUUAUUCUCAAUCCAUUGUUAACAAUUCUUACAGUACCUCUGUAUUUUACAGGAUUCUAUCACGAUGGAUCUUUUUCUCCGUAUGAUGCUUAUCUAUAUCUAGCGGUUAUUCGAACCAUUAGUGUUAGUUUUGCGUUAACAGCACUGGUAUACUUUUACUUUGCCACUAAAAAGUUUAUGCAGGUAUAUUCCCCAACUUCUAAAUUUCUAGCUAUUAAAGCAGUUGUGUUUUUAUCAUUUUGGCAAGGUGUACUUCUUAAUACGCUUGUAUUCUAUGGUAUUAUUCCCGACUCUCCCAUUACACCUGCCAAGGAGGUUACCGCAGAUCUACAAAACUUCCUUAUUUGUUUAGAAAUGUAUGGAGUAUCGAUAGCGCAUAGAUGGAUCUUUAAUGAUGAUAUCUAUUUAAUUGCCUGUAAUGGACAACGGCAGAAACUUCGACUGUGGAUUAUUCGGCAUAUCUUGUCGGUGAGUGAUCUCAUUGAUGAGGCGGGUAGUGUGGUGCGAAUGGCUCCACGUACGGCUCAGCGAAUGAUUCAACAGCGUUUUGCGCAUUGGCGCCAAAGUACAACACAAAGUGCUGAGAAGGGAAUCUCUAGUAAAGAGAAGAAAACUCCACCAAGUGAAGUACAACAACAACAACAACAACCUUCACCCGAAACGUAG